Molecule: messenger RNA, 1786 nt
Organism: Dioscorea cayenensis subsp. rotundata (Guinea yam)
Lineage: Eukaryota; Viridiplantae; Streptophyta; Magnoliopsida; Dioscoreales; Dioscoreaceae
Exons: 6
Coding region: 173-1624 (483 amino acids)
Source: RefSeq, a predicted model, not a curated record
CUCAAACUCCGAUAACGACCAGACCCGAAUCCGAAAAAGCAUCAUAUCAUCGCCGUGCUUUUGAAUCCGUCGAGAUCCAUCUCUCCGGCAGUGCGAUGCCGCUGCGGUGCUUUCUCCUGCUUCGAGCUCAAAUGCUUCGAAUUCGAAGUCGUUGAGGGUUUCUGAUCUUGAUAUGGCGCCGGAGCAAGAUCCGGUUGCUGUUGAGGAGGUGAAAAACGCGGAAGUGGCCGUGAAAUCGGAGCCGGAGGAGGAGAAUGUUGAUUUGAAGGCUGAGAUCGCGGAGGAUGGAGAGAUUGAUGUGGUUGGGUUUGGGGAUGGGGCGGAUGUUUAUACUGUUCAGGGCGAUGAUCCGGAUGCUACUGAGCAUUCGAGCUCCUUUGGGGAGACGUUCUCCGGGUGCGGAGAUGGGGGGAAUUCGAGCUCGAGUGAUGCGGAAGUUGAAUCGCGGGUUGAGCAGCAUUCUCUCUCCAAUGGAGUCCUCAGGAUUUGCAGGAAAAAGAAGAUAACUGACCAUUGGAGGAACUUUGUUCGCCCUCUGAUGUGGAGGUGCCAGUGGCUAGAGUUGCGGAUGAAUGAACUACACUCCCAAGCUCUAAAGUACGACAAUGAAUUAGCAAAAUAUAUGCAGGAGAAGCAGUUGCAUUCAACAAUGGUAGGCUUAGAGGGAUCUGCUUCUAGGAUGGUUCCUUUGUCUUGUGGGAGCCGUAAAAAUCAGGUAAUGAAGAGGAGAAAAAGGAAAAGAAAUGAAGAAACAGUUGAUACAGCAUCAUAUAUGUCACAACACAAUAUAUUCUCCUAUUAUGAAAACAAGCGAUCCGAAAUAGAUCGUCACUCAAUUGAUGAUGAUUGUGGCGAUCCAGUGGAUGAAAGAAACAGAAGCACUGAUGUUUUUGAAGCUUUGAAUGAAUGGCUAAUGUUUGGUGGUCGUGAUGCCUCUUUGGAGCAAAUCCUGUUGAACAUUGAUGUUGUUCAGUCACGGAUUGUAAAGUUGAGAAGUCGUCUUGAUUCUCUUAUGAAGGCAAACAAUCGAGAGCUAGCUGUGAGCCAAGGUUUUCCUGGUUCAGGAGAAACACGUCAUAGCCAUGCUUUGAGUCCUAGCUGCUCUCCACGCAAUAAUGGAGAUAUAAAAUUGCAUGGAGCUCUAAAUACUCCACCUCAUCAUGUAUCUGAACAUGAAAUUGGGGAUGCAACCUUGCCAGGGAGUACAGUAUCAAGCUAUGGAGAUGCUGCUGAGCCCGAUAUAGUUGAGAGCACAUUGGACCUGUUGUCUGCUGCCCCUUCAAGUCAGCAUCAAUUUGGAAACUCAAGCAAGGAAAAUGCUGAGGAAGUCUUGAUCACUAACCAGACUGCUGACGAAGAACUUCAGAACUUUGAUAAGGUCAAGCAAAACCACGAAGUGGUGAAGGAAGAGGCUGAAUCAAGCUCAUCCGAUGAAAGCACAGCCCCUGAGCUUUCAGUGUCAGGACCAGGCUCCGAGAAGGAAAAGCCUAACACGACGCAACAAUCAGUUCUAAAACCUUGCUAUUCAGGGAAAAAGAGGGGCCGAAAACCAAAGAGGAAGCGAAGAGGUGGUUUUGUCGGUAACUGGAAGAGCGAAAGGCUGAAAAAACGAAAAAUGGCAUAGAGAACUAGUUGGAAUGAUGAACUUUGUUAAAUGUUGUUUGUCUGCCUUUUGUUAAAAGAUCUAAAUUCCAGUUCUGUUACUUUCAGAAACCCUUAAUUUUAAGGGCCUUUGUUUGGGUGUAUUUGGAUUUACAAGUAACAAGUGUCAUUUUGCUUUAGAAUA